CCCCCAUCCCCGCGGCCCAGCACGCACCGGGCGUCGCACAGGUGGGCGGGUUUUAGUGGCGCGUCCCGAGGUCGGCGGGAGUCUGUGCUCGCUCCCUUGGUGGUGGCCCACGCGGCUCGCACGCUGUGCGGGGCAACAUGGCGGACGCGGCAGUAUUUAUUUUGCCAAAGAAACAUAAGAAGAAAAAGGAGCGGAAGUCGUUACCAGAAGAAGAUGUAGCAGAGAUACAGCACGCUGAAGAAUUUCUUAUCAAACCUGAGUCCAAGGUGGCUCAGUUGGACACAUCUCAGUGGCCCCUGUUGCUCAAGAACUUUGAUAAGCUAAAUGUAAGGACAGCACACUAUACACCUCUUCCCUGUGGUUCAAAUCCUCUCAAGAGGGAGAUUGGGGACUAUAUCAGGACAGGUUUCAUUAAUCUUGACAAGCCUUCCAACCCCUCUUCCCAUGAGGUGGUAGCCUGGAUCCGACGGAUACUUCGGGUGGAAAAGACGGGACACAGUGGUACUCUGGACCCCAAGGUGACUGGCUGUUUAAUUGUGUGCAUAGAACGAGCCACUCGCUUGGUGAAGUCGCAGCAGAGUGCAGGCAAAGAGUAUGUGGGGAUUGUCCGGCUACACAGUGCUAUUGAAGGGGGGACUCAACUUUCUAGGGCCCUAGAAACUCUGACAGGUGCCUUAUUCCAGCGACCCCCACUGAUUGCUGCAGUGAAGAGGCAGCUCCGAGUGCGGACCAUAUAUGAGAGCAAGAUGAUCGAGUAUGACCCCGAAAGAAGAUUAGGUAUCUUUUGGGUGAGUUGUGAGGCCGGCACCUAUAUUCGGACGCUAUGUGUGCACCUUGGCUUGUUACUGGGAGUUGGCGGUCAGAUGCAGGAACUUCGGAGGGUUCGCUCUGGAGUCAUGAGUGAAAAGGACCACAUGGUGACGAUGCAUGAUGUUCUUGAUGCCCAGUGGCUAUACGACAACCACAAGGAUGACAGUUACCUGCGGCGAGUUGUUUACCCUUUGGAAAAGCUGUUGACUUCUCAUAAAAGGCUGGUUAUGAAAGACAGUGCAGUGAAUGCAAUCUGCUAUGGGGCAAAAAUCAUGCUUCCAGGUGUUCUCCGAUACGAGGAUGGCAUUGAAGUCAAUCAGGAGAUCGUGGUCAUCACCACCAAAGGGGAGGCGAUCUGCAUGGCCGUUGCAUUGAUGACCACAGCAGUGAUCUCUACCUGUGACCAUGGUAUUGUAGCCAAGAUCAAGAGAGUCAUCAUGGAGAGAGACACUUACCCUCGGAAGUGGGGUUUAGGUCCAAAGGCAAGUCAGAAGAAGCUGAUGAUCAAGCAGGGUCUUCUGGAUAAGCACGGCAAGCCCACAGACAGCACGCCUGCCACCUGGACGCGGGAGUAUGUGGACUACAGUGACUCCGCGAAGAGAGAGGUGGGGGCCAAGGGAGUAAAAGACCCACAGGAAGUUGCCGAAGUAGUAAAAACCCCGAAGCGGAAACGAGAGAGUGAAAGCGACGAGACCUCCCCACAGCUGGUCAAGAAGGAAAAGAAGAAGAAGAAGGACAAAAAGGCCAAAGCUGCUCUAGAGAGUGUGGGUGAUACAGGAGACGGGGACAGUGAUGGUACCAAGAAGAAGAAGAAGAAAAAGAAGAUCAAAGCAGAAGCAGUUUCUGAGUAGCGGACGGCACUGGAGCGCGGGGCCAGCUGGGAGGAGGAAUUAAAGCCUUACUGGGAAAACAAUUCCUUUCGUUCUUGAGGGAAUGCGCCACAGGCCCCAGGAUGGGUGGAGCAUUCCGGCACAUUUUAGCUGCUCCCCGAGAACUCGGGUGAUGUCGCCUGGUGUGCUCGCCCCAUCCUUUCCUGUUUUAAGGACGCGGGUGAAAGAAGCAGCUUUGAUGCCACCCCUUUCCGUGCUUGGGAGACUUGGGGAUCGACUCCUUCAGAUCUGGCAGCUGCUGUCGAUGGCUCCUUGAAUGUGAUAGCGCUCUCCUGCUUUGCACCAUCCCCCAACCCAUUUUUUAAAAGUUUCUAAACAUCGCUCAGUGAAAUGGUGUACAGCACGUAAAGGAAUAGACCCGAACCACAUUGUUCGCUGGAGGGAGAAGCCUUUUCCCCCAUGUCCUGUGAGGACAGCGGUCUGUUCUGGCCACACGCGGGCCAUCUCUGGCUUAGCGGUCCCGUGUGUGCUCCUCUGGAGCCUGGGGGUCCGGCUUCGCGCACCUGCCCCCGUCGGCCUGCUUGUGUUCGUGACGGAAGCAAAAGAACCGUCCGUAUUUCCUCCUCUAACUCCUUUACUUUCAAAGGAUGCAGUCACUCAUUGCUAGGAGAAGAUUGUACUUUUUACUUAUUAAAGUUUACUUGUUUUUAAGUAUUUCUGUUGGGUUUUCUAAUUGUUGGGGAUGUCAAACUAGUAGAACAAAAAAAUAUAAACUAUUUUGAUUAAAAAUCUAGGGAAGUUUGUUCUAUUUGAAA
Lutra lutra (Eurasian river otter) is the source of this 2455-nucleotide messenger RNA. It is a transcript of the gene DKC1, whose product is annotated as dyskerin pseudouridine synthase 1. Gene Ontology annotation, molecular function: pseudouridine synthase activity; RNA binding. Gene Ontology annotation, cellular component: box H/ACA snoRNP complex. Bases 138 to 1661 code for a protein of 507 amino acids. Lineage: Eukaryota; Metazoa; Chordata; Mammalia; Carnivora; Mustelidae. Gene Ontology annotation, biological process: box H/ACA sno(s)RNA 3'-end processing; mRNA pseudouridine synthesis; snRNA pseudouridine synthesis. The transcript has 15 exons. The record is from RefSeq and is a predicted model, not a curated record.